Molecule: messenger RNA, 3287 nt
Organism: Oryctolagus cuniculus (rabbit)
Lineage: Eukaryota; Metazoa; Chordata; Mammalia; Lagomorpha; Leporidae
Source: RefSeq, a predicted model, not a curated record
GCGGGAACACGGCAGGCCGUGCCGGCUUUCCGGAGGGUACCGGGCCGGCGUCCCGCCCCGCGCGCGCGCUGCGUAAACACGCGGUUCCCUCGGCAACGCCGCGAACCCGCGCGCGCCCAGGGCUUCGCCGGGUCCCAGGCUCCCACCACCGCUCCGGCCUCGCCCGGCUCCCCCUCCGGCCGCGCAGCCGCCUGCCCCGGGGCGGCGGGAUGAACAGACCCGCGGCCGCCACGGAGCCCCAUGGAGGAGCAGCCGCCGCCGCCGCCGGCCCGCCCACCAGCGAGCAUGGCCUGGGCUGGCAGCCCGCCGCCCGGCGCCCCCUCCGCGGCCGGCUCUCCUGGCGGGACGCCCUCCGCGGCGACGGCGGCCGCGCUCGCCUUCAGCACCGUGGCGACCGCGGCGGCCGCGGCGCUGGGGAACCAGAGCGAGGGGAGCGGGGGCGGCAGCGCCGGCGCCGCGGGUGGCGGCGGGCGCGGCGGGCCCGGGGCUGCGGGCCCGGCGCGGGCGGCGGGGGCGGCGGGGAGGCCGCACGGCGCGGCGGUGGCGGUGCAGGCGCUGGUGCUGCUGCUCAUCUUCCUGCUGUCUAGCCUGGGCAACUGCGCCGUGAUGGGGGUGAUCGUGAAACACCGGCCGCUGCGCACCGUCACCAACGCCUUCAUCCUGUCGCUGUCGCUGUCGGAUCUGCUCACGGCGCUGCUGUGCCUGCCCGCCGCCUUCCUGGACCUCUUCACGCCGCCCGGGGGCCAGUGGCGCGGCUUCUGCGCCGCCAGCCGCUUCUUCAGCUCCUGCUUCGGCAUGGUGUCCACGUUCAGCGUGGCGCUCAUCUCGCUGGACCGCUACUGCGCCAUCGUGCGCCCGCCGCGGGACAAGAUCGGCCGGCGCCGCGCGCUGCAGCUGCUGGCGGGCGCCUGGCUGGCGGCGCUGGGCUUCUCGCUGCCCUGGGAGCUGCUCGGGACGCCCCGGGAGCCGGCGGCGGCGGCGGCGGCGCAGAGCUUCCACGGCUGCCUCUACCGCACCUCCCCGGACCCCGCGCAGCUGGGCGCGGCCUACAGCGUGGGGCUGGUGGUGGCCUGCUACCUGCUGCCCUUCCUGCUCAUGUGCUUCUGCCACUACCACAUCUGCAGGACCGUGCGCCUGUCGGACGUGCGCGUGCGGCCCGUGACCACCUACGCGCGCGUGCUGCGCUUCUGCAGCGAGGUGCGCACGGCCACCACCGUGCUGCUCAUGAUCGUCUUUGUCAUCUGCUGCUGGGGACCCUACUGCUUCCUGGUGCUGCUGGCCGCGGCCCGCCAGGCCCAGGCCUCGCAAGCGCCCUCGCUGCUCAACGUGGUGGCCGUCUGGCUGACCUGGGCCAACGGGGCCAUCAACCCUGUCAUCUAUGCCGUCCGCAACCCCAACAUUGCCAUGCUGCUGGGGCGCAGCCGCGAGGAGGGCUACCGGACUAGGAACCUGGACGCUUUGCUGCCCAGCCAGGGCCCCGGGCCGCCGGCCAGGAGCCUCCAGCGCCUCCGGAACCGCUGCGGCAAGCGGCUGGGGGCUUGCAGCAGAAGGACCCCUUCCAACCCGGCCAGCGGGGCUGGAGCGGACGUGGCCCUGUGGGCCCGGAAAAACCCAGUUGUGCUUUUCUGCCGGGAGGGACUCCCAGAGCCUGUGACAGCAGUGGCCAAAGCGCCGAAGCCGGAAGCCAGGGAUACCAGCUUCUAGCAAGGCCGGGGUGGACAAGUGCCACCCGCUCCGAUGAAUGACGCGGGAUCCCCGGGAGAAUCGUGGCCGUCCAUGAGAAAAGCCUUUAAAACUAAAGAGACAGAGGCAGAGGGUUACCGCGUCCCCGCAGCGACGGAGAAGACAGCGCCCGCUUCUUAAAAAGUGCCCAAAGGAAUGUAAAAUGCAAAAAUUAAAACCAUCUUAAACCACACAACCAAGCUUGUGCGCUCGAAGUGCCAAAAAUGACAAAAAUAAAAUUCACCACCACUGAAAAGUUUGUGUUGCAGGAAUCACACUGUGAAACAAACAAGGAGUCGCGGAAUGCAACCUUACCUAGGGUUUCAGGCGAGAACAGAGACGCCCAGAGCCGUUGAAGCCCCCUCUUAAUCACCAGCAUUCAACCAGACGUCAGAUCGAGAACUCGCACCUCUGACACGUGCUUCGGGUGCUUAGGCCCUUACACACACCGGUGUAUGUCUCCCCCACACACCCCCCUGAUACUUGUGGGAAAUUUUAAAUUCAAAUCCUAUUUAAAGCCGUUUUUAGGAUUUUUGAGAAGGUGGUCUGUUACUAUGUACGAUUCAGUCAUCCGCAGGGCAAAUACAAAUGUGGGCAUAAAGAAAUGUGGCUUUUUUUUUUUUUAAAGUAUUCGCAGCCUUUCCACCCUCCCCGCCCCCACAAUUACCUGCUUCUGGAAGCUUCCAGGCUUUAAUGUUACUCUAAGCUGCUACUUUUUAUUUCUGACGAUUUCGGGGACGCCAGUCAGAAUGCUUUUGCAUUUUGAAAAAGUGAUAUUCAAAGCAGAAAAAAAAAAACCUCUGCCUUUUGAGGUAAGUUUUAUUGUUGGGUACAGCCAAAAAUGUUCAUUUAAAGCUGAGUUGAUUGAAUAAGGUGAGUGAUGCCACUUUUAGUGUUAAAAGACAGAGAGCACUCCGUGAAGUAACAGUGCGGCUGGCUCCCCGGCGGCUUCUAACUUCUAACUUUCGGGUGAUUCCGAAGCGGAGUUCUAAAUAUAUUUUGAAAAGAGACCAUGUUCUUGGGUAACUCCUGAACUUUCCGAGAGAAUCAUACUUUCCUGCAUUUGGAAGAAUGGAUAUGUUGUUAGAAAAGAAAAUAGACGGGUUUUGCUUUAUAGACAAGUCUGAAACAAUGUGGUCUUUAUCAGAAAAGGGGAAUUGGUGUGAUGUUAUUACAUGUAAUAGGGUAUCAGAAAACACAGGCAUAAUGCCAGAAAGAUACUUCAGGAAAACUGAAGGUACCUUCAGAAAUGUUGCAAAACAAAAGUUUUUUACAGUAAUUUAAAAGCACAAUUCAGGAUUCGUGUAUGUGAAAUUUCCAAUAUCAAAUGCCACUAUGAACAGAAUCGUCUGCUCGGAACUUAAAAGAUGGUUUGUGUAUUCUCCCUCUUUCUGUUCCCUCCUGCACCCUAUCCUUUUGUUUUUCAGUGUUUCACAGCCUUAAUAAGUUUUUGGAGCUAGUUAUGAAGACAUCAGCUAUCAUAUGAAAAUUUCAUUGUGAAAUAGCCAGCGUUUUUUCUUGUGAAGUAUUUGAAGAUGUUUAUUAAUAUUUAAGUCUUUGUGUGA